AGCUCAGCGUGUGCAGUGUCAUUUCUUCUCUUUACCAUCUGCAGAAGAAGAUGGAGUCCCGUUUUGUCUCGGUGUGCCUACUGUUGAUAAGCAGCCUUUCCUUCAGCCAGGCGUGUAUUCGAGGAUUUCUGGAGAAUGUGGAUUUUCCCGGCUCGGACAUUGCAAAUCUGUUCUCUCCAUCUGCGGAGCAUUGCCAGGAGCUUUGCAGCCAGCAUCCAUCCUGCCUUUUCUUCAGCUUCAAUCGGCCUGACAAGUCCUCAGGGAGCUUUCAAUGCUCCCUUAAAUCAAGUACUUCUGGACACCCACGAGCUCAAGUUUUACAGCUCGGCGUCACUUCUGGUUAUUCUCUCAAACCCUGCAAUCUCGACCUCACGCCUUGUUUCCAACAGGUUUUUGAGGAUGUGGAUUUCAGUGGUGGAGAUUACAGAACCUUCUUCACGGUCAGCUUUGAGGAGUGCCAGAGAGUCUGCACCCAGGACCCAGUGUGUCAGUUCUUUACUUAUAUAACGGGGAACUUCACAACCUCGAAUAUCAGGUACAAGUGCCACCUUAAAUUCAGCUGGUAUGUGCCAAGACCCCCUGCUAUAGUAUUAAAGACUGGAGUCAUAUCUGGAUUCUCCCAAAACUCCCAACUGACUCAACACUUUGACACAGUAUGUCAGAGCCAGCUCUUUUCAGACACCGACUUCAGAGGAAGCGACUUCCUGGAACUAAAGGCUGUUUCUGCUGAACACUGUCAGUUCCUAUGUUCCGUCCAUCCACAGUGCACCUACUUCUCUUUCAGCAGGAUUGACUUCAGAUGUUUUUUGAAGAACAAUCCAAACAACAUAAUGACCAGAGCAAAAAGUGGUGUCACAUCAGGAAUACCAACACACCUCUGUCAGAUUGAUGAGAGCUGGGCUAGGCUGACUUACAGCGGAGUAGAUUUCAGUGGAUCUGACAUCAGCUUUGCGGUGGUGAAUAGUACUGAUCAGUGCCAGGAGAAGUGCACCGAGAACCCAAACUGCCAGUUCUACACCUACCACAAUGGAAGUUUGAUUUUCUCUGACCACCGGCCCCGCUGCUAUAUGAAGCGAGUGAUCACCAUGCCUGUUCCUCCCAAGGUUAAGAAACUGGACAAUGUUGUGUCAGGCUUCACCCUGAGAAACUGUAGAAGUGCAGAAAAGGCUCAGGAUUAACCAAUCCAAAGCUUUAUUUGCAUGUGACAGAAAUAAAAAAAUAAAAAAAUUAACCAUUCAACAAAA
This is a messenger RNA of Fundulus heteroclitus (mummichog), 1244 nucleotides long. RefSeq names its product plasma kallikrein. Gene Ontology annotation, molecular function: protein binding. Gene Ontology annotation, cellular component: extracellular region. Lineage: Eukaryota; Metazoa; Chordata; Actinopteri; Cyprinodontiformes; Fundulidae. The coding region runs from base 51 to 1178 and encodes 375 amino acids. The transcript is spliced from 9 exons. The record is from RefSeq and is a predicted model, not a curated record. Gene Ontology annotation, biological process: proteolysis.